Messenger RNA from Caenorhabditis elegans, 3234 nucleotides. It is a transcript of the gene nhl-1, whose product is annotated as RING finger protein nhl-1. Gene Ontology annotation, molecular function: metal ion binding. Lineage: Eukaryota; Metazoa; Nematoda; Chromadorea; Rhabditida; Rhabditidae. The transcript is spliced from 12 exons. The record is from RefSeq and is marked reviewed. Bases 99 to 3023 code for a protein of 974 amino acids.
CAAGUACACCCCACUUUAUUAUUAUAUUCGAUUCGUCUUCUCGUUCUAUCCUGUUUUUUUUUAAUUCGAAAUUCCAAUAUUUCUAAAAUUCAAUCCUUAUGAGCAGUUCUCCACAAAAUGAAGCAGAAGCUCGCGAAAAGAUGCGCGAGCUGAUGUCACGUCCACCAUCGAGUCGACCAGCUGAUUUUGUGAAUCCUCUCGAAAAGAUCGAGCAGUUGCUGACGUGUCCGAUUUGUCUCGAUCGCUACAAACAACCCAAGCUUCUACCUUGUCAACACACAUUUUGCUAUCCAUGCUUGGAAAGUUGUGCAGACACGUUACAUCGCAAUUUGAAAUGUCCAGAAUGUCGAGCAGAACACAAUAUUCCAUAUGACGGAGUAAAGGCGUUUCAGCCAAACUACACAUUAACCGGGUUUCUCGAGAUUCAUCUGCAGGCCACACCAGAAUCGGCUGCAGAAAUUGAAGAGUACAUUCACAGGUACAAUUUGGAACGGUGCAAGAUUUGUGAUGAGAAAGCAGACUGUGAACCAUGUGCACAUUGUGAUAGAAAAGCAUGUAAAGAAUGUCGACAGACUCAUAUGGAUAUGCUUAAAAGAGACAUGUCGCGACUUUUGAAUCAGGUUAAACGGCUUGCCAAUCGAAUUACGGAAGCAUCGGAUAAUUUAUCAAAAGGAGUUGAUAUGAUGACAAUGAACUGUGAGACAACAAAAGCAGAAAUUAAAGAAUAUUUCCACAGAUACCAGAGAGAUCUGAAAAAGAAGGAAGACAACUUUCUCAUGGAAGUUGAUACAUUUCAAGCUACUGAGACUCGUAAUAUGAGCAAUCUUCGUGAUGUUCUGGAAAUUGAAAGUUCUAAUAUGAGUGAAGCAGUUUCUAGACUGGAUGCUGCAAUCAAGGGAGAAUGUUCAAUUGAAGAUUCUGAACUUGUUCGAAUGAAAAACACGUUUACGGAAGGGCUUGAAUAUCUUAGGAACUUUCAGCCCGACGCCGACGAACUUUUUAAUCGAAAACUCCGAUUCUCAGCUGGAGAUGAUGCUGCUAAGCUUCCAGCAGCGAUCACUACUUCUGGUGAACUUUGUGUUCUAGUUCCUCAAUUUUCGGGAAGAUACCUCCCUCUUGAACAAUCAUACCUUCCAAGACCAUUCCGUUUACCAUUGGAAAGUGACAGUUAUCGGGUUAAAUCUGACGAAAGAGCAAGUAUGAGAGAUCGAGAAGCUGAUAGGACAUCUUCAAGGCACAGUCAUCGAAAUCCUGAGCCUGAUGAGUCCUCGAUUCGUUACCGUCGUCGUCAGCAGCUGGAAGACGAAGCUUGGAAUCGUCUCCGUAAUUCAUCUGCUGCUCCUUCUCUUCUUACUACAUCAGUCACUGCGGACUCUUCAUCACGAACAUCGCCGUGGGCUGCUGAUCGUGUCACCCGAUCAGUUGAACCAACCAAGUCACGGCCAACAAGUCUGAUUGUUCCGAAUACUGAAACACCAAGAACUGUAUCUCCAGCUAGUAAACCUCCUCUUCCACCACAAUCUGUUGAACGGGUUGAGAGGACUGAAGAUGCAUCACCUGCUCCACUUCCACAACUUCCGAUCCGAAAGCCACCUCUGCCACGUCAACAGUCCAGUAACGAUGAUUCUUUGAAUGAGAAAGUGGAAACCAUCCGUAGAGCUCAUCAACAACGUCAAGAUGCAUCUAGAGCUGCAUCAAGAGCAGUUUCAAGUGAAGAAUCAGAGGGAGAGGAUUUUCCCGUAUCCACCAACCGCGGUAGAAUACGAAUAGUUUGUCGCGCGGCAUCUGUAAACCGUGAUGAUGGACUGAUGAGUAUGAUCCCAGGAACUGGUACGAUCAUAAAUGUUCCGCCACCUCAACAUCAACUUCCGGCAUCCGCUCCGAUCACCAAUGGGACAUCUGAACAAGUCGCGAUUCCAGUCACACAUUUCACAGGUGAGGAAGACGAAAGUGACAUCGUCGUGCCAGCGUGGUUACAGCGUCGGAGGCAACGCUUCCAACGCUCGCGCACAAAUCCCGACAUACAGGCACAGUUCACAAGUGCUCGAGUGCAGCAGCUUCUCGCCGAACGUCAAUCUCGUUUAGACUCUUCUACGACAACCGACGAAGAGAAAGAGAAGCUUGCCGUUUUGCGACAGCGUGGCCGCAGCGCUUCUCGUGAAGCUGGUGAAUGGAGGGCUCGUGGUAGACCACGUGCAGUAUUCGGACGAAAAGGUGCGAAGGAUGGCGAGUUAAACUGGCCACGUGGAAUUUGUGCAUUGUCCGGAGGUCUUGUCGCAACUUGUGAUUCGUCUAAUCAUCGUGUCUGUGUUUUCGAUAAAGAUGGAAAAUUUGUUCGUCAGUUCGGAGGCUACGGUGCCGGUGCCGGACAACUUGAUUCAGCUGCCGGGCUAGCAAGCUCAAAGCUCCGAGUUAUUGUAUCCGACAGGUACAAUCAUCGAAUUUCCGUUUUUGGAUUGGAAGGAGAUCAUUUGUUCUCAUUCGGUGGACAUGGACAGGGAAAUGCUAAGUUCAAUAAUCCAUGGGGAGUUGCUGUCGAUGAUUUGGGAAGUAUCUAUGUGGCUGAUAAGGAUAAUCACCGCGUCCAAGUCUUCGACAAAAAUGGUCAAUUCAUUGCAAAAUUCGGAUCUUUCGGACAUCUACCUGGUCAACUAAACAGUCCAUUGUUCAUAGCAGUUAGCAGAGUUACUCAUCACGUGUAUGUAUCAGAUUCUUCGAAUCAUCGAAUCAGCGUAUUCGAUCCCCACGGUGUUCAUUUGUUUUCAUUCGGCGAGGAAGGUUUUCAUGGUGGACAAUUCAAAUUCCCACGUGGAAUUGCUAUUGAUUCACAGGAAAACCUAAUAAUCGCCGACUCCGGUAACAACAGGAUCCAAGUUUUCGACGCCCAAGGUCAAUUUGUCUCCUCUUUCGGAACUUGGGGUGGAGGAGCUGGACAACUGAAAGGUGUCGAAGAUGUUUGUGUCACUGCUGACGGUUCAAUUGUUGUCACCGAUCGCGAGAAUCAUCGCAUUCAGAUCUUCUAAAUUAUGUUUUUUCGGGCCUUAUUCUUGUUUCAUUUUCAAUUAAAAUGUCUCCUUUGUAAUUUUCUGUUAUCGAUACCGAUGCCACCCAACUUUUUAGUGUUUUCAUCUUUAGGUACAAAGCACUUUUACAAGUAUUAUUAAUUAUUAUUACCCAUUACGACUUUCGGUUUUAAAACACUUCUGUUUUCGAGUUUCAAUAAAAUAUUUAUUG